Molecule: messenger RNA, 2952 nt
Organism: Colletotrichum destructivum
Lineage: Eukaryota; Fungi; Ascomycota; Sordariomycetes; Glomerellales; Glomerellaceae
Product: Putative FAD-binding domain, acetoacetate decarboxylase, FAD/NAD(P)-binding domain superfamily
Exons: 6
Coding region: 471-2615 (714 amino acids)
Molecular function (GO): lyase activity; FAD binding; monooxygenase activity
Source: RefSeq, a predicted model, not a curated record
CCAACGGCAACUUCGUCGUUUGACGGUCUGGUGGCUUGAAAGAGUCCGAGGUCUCUGCCAAGUCAUCGAUGAUGCCCGUGAUGGAGCAUAGGAGUGGGAGGGGCCGACGUAAACAAAGAACAGCGGCGAUCGAUACGAUACGUAGCUAUUGCGCUCGCCGGAGCGGGAAGCGUUUGAGGUGACGGCCUGCAACUCUGGCACAUGGGCUUGUCGCCCUAUUUGCAUACUUGACAGGAUGUUUCCCCGUCGUUUUGGCGAUUUACUUUGCUGUUGACAACUUUGCCUCGUCUUCUUUCGGCUUUAAUAUCUCGGUUCUCUUCCAUUUCUCCUCUAAAGCCUUCUGCUAGGCCCAACCUUGCCCUCACUCCUUGUUACAGGAGAUCAGGUCAGGGCGACGUGUUUCACAACUCUCUAUAACGCCUCUCUCUCGUCUUUUCUCUCGAGGUCGAUAACCUCUCAGCAUCACAACCAUGUUGGUCAACGGCGAUUCCCACCAACCCAGUGGCGGUCACUCUACUCCUUUGGUCCACGACCAUCCCCGACCUCUCAAAAUUGCCAUUGUCGGCGCAGGCAUCGGAGGUCUGAGUGCUGCUAUCGCGUUACGUCGACAUGGCCACCACGUAGAUCUCUACGAGCAGUCGAGGCUCGCAAACGAGACCGGCGCCGCUGUGCACCUGGCACCCAACGCCAACGGUCUUCUGAGGAGAUGGGGCAUCUACGCCGAGGCCUUUGGCGCCAACCCCUUACACCAUUUCAAGGAGAGGAACCUACGCAACCAGGGCGGCUUUGACGUCGACGUCAGAAAGUCCCAGGGCCAGUGGCAGCACCCGUGGCAGCUAGUCCACCGCGCCUACCUGCACUCCGAAAUCCGGAAGGUUGCCACGGGCGAGGACGACGGCGUCAGCCCCCCAGCCAAGGUCCACGUUGGGUCCAAGGUUGUUGGUGCCAAUCCUGAAAAGGGCGAGUUGCAUCUAGAGGAUGGCACAACUGUGCAAGCAGACGUCAUUCUCGGUGCCGACGGCAUUUACUCCAAGGUCAGGAGGCUCAUCACUGGCAACGACCAAAAGCUGCUGCGCUCGGGCAAGGCGGCGUUUCGCUUCCUCAUCCCGCGCGCAGCGGCUCUGAAGGAUCCUGUCACCGCCCCCCUGGUCGACAAGGAGAACUCUCUCGGCAUAUGGUUCGACACGGACAGGCGUAUCGUCGUCUACCCUUGCAACAACAACCAGUUUUUGAACUUUGUGUGCAUUCACCCCGAUACCGAGUCGCAUGCAACCGCAACAGACGAAUGGAACAAGAAGGGUUCCAUUGAACAGCUUUUGAAGGUGUAUCAGGAAUUCGAUCCUGCAGUCUUGCAGUUGAUCAAAAAGGUCCACCCCGACGAGGUCAAUGUUUGGCAGUUGUUGGACAUGGACGCCAUGCCGAAGUGGGUGAACGGCAAGCUGGCUUUACUCGGCGAUGCUGCCCACCCAUUCACACCUCAUCAAGGACAGGGAGCAGGUCAGGCGAUGGAAGACGCCGCGGCGUUGGCAAUCGUCCUGCCCAAGGGGACGUCUCCGGAGGACGUCACGGAACGGCUCCAACUUUACGAGAAGAUCCGCAUGGAGCGCGCACACACAAUCCAGGAGUUCUCUCGCCAGGCUGGCAAGGAUAGAAUACCUGGACAGCCACCCGCAAUUCAGAUGAUGAACUACACAAAUUACAACUUCGGCCACGAUGAACACGAUCACGCAACCAAGAUUUUCAACAAGUACCUCUGGUCCAAGAAGAAAGAUCUCUACUGGCGCAUGCCCAUCGGGUUCGGUCCCUUCCCAGGCCCCCGUCAAGACUUCUACGGCCGGCGUCAGCCAUCCGAGCUCGACCGUACUUUCAAGACUAUCUCUGUCAAGUUUCUCACGUCGCGGACCUUUCUCGAGACGAUUCUCCCAACCGACUCCUUCCGGUUCAAGGAGCCUGGCACCGUCUGCACCGCCUCCCUCUCCGUCACCCAGGUCAACAAUAUGUCGUGGCUUGGUGGUGGCGGCUACAACCACCUGGGCCUCUACAUCCACGGCAUCGAGUAUGUCAAGCACGACGGGAACUCGAUCAACGGCACCCAUCUCGCCGUGCUUUUCGAGUCGCUCGCGGACCCUAUCGUCUCGGGCCGCGAGGAGCUAGGCAUGCCGAAGCUCUUCUGUGACAUCGACGUCGAACACCACGCCACGGCGGCACGCGUGCGCGCGUCGUGGCGGGGCACCAAGUUCGUAGACAUCACGCUCAAGAACCUCCAACCAGACACCCCCGACACAGAGCACGGCAUCAUUGGCGGCGAGGCGGACUUCGGCAUCCUUACCUACCGGUACAUCCCAUCGGUCGGAGAGCCUGGCAAGGCCGACGCCGAGUACGCCUGCGUGGUGCCGCACGAGGAGGAGGCGCGGGAUGUUCCGGCCACGGUGCACGCCGUGUCGAGGUCGUCUGACGUCUUUGUCAAGAUGGAGGGGCACGACUGGGAGAAGCUUCCGACGCUGCACCACGUCGCGAAGUUCCUGGCCGAGAUCCCCAUCUACAAGGUCGCGGGUGCCAAGGUUGUGGAGGGAAAGGGGGUGCCCAACGUGUCGGCGGCGCGAAGGAUAGAGUAACGGGCGCAUGGAUUCAAUUUGGAAAUCUUUAGUAUUGGUUAUGUCAACCUGUCCUCUACGUGUGAGAAACAUUGUAUUGCGUACAUAAUUGGUGUUCAUUGUGGCAUUCGGUGUAAACUUGUUGAACAUUCAGUCCUACUUGAAAUGUAUAUCAACUGUUGCUCGACCCAGCGUGUUUGUUCCCUAAUUCUAGCAUCCCAAGCAAAAUUCAAUGCCUCGGUCCAACGGUUUCGUCUCUGAAUGGCUGUCCACGAAUCUUGAGUGCCAAUAUGAAGUCAGUUGUCUCCCGACCGACUUCGAGACUUGGCCAGUGGAUUACACCAGAAUAUCAACAUAG